Messenger RNA from Anopheles marshallii, 1731 nucleotides. It is a transcript of the gene polo, whose product is annotated as serine/threonine-protein kinase polo. The transcript has 6 exons. Gene Ontology annotation, cellular component: cytoplasm; nucleus; spindle pole. Gene Ontology annotation, biological process: regulation of cytokinesis; mitotic cell cycle; protein phosphorylation. The coding region runs from base 1 to 1731 and encodes 576 amino acids. NCBI's taxonomy places the organism in Eukaryota, Metazoa, Arthropoda, Insecta, Diptera, Culicidae. Gene Ontology annotation, molecular function: ATP binding; protein serine/threonine kinase activity; protein binding. The record is from RefSeq and is a predicted model, not a curated record.
AUGGGUAGUGUCACCAAGCCAGAUGAUAAAGCGGUAGACAUUCCGGAAAAGCUGUACGAUGCUGGCACUAAGCGGACGUACCGGAGAAACCGAUUCUUCGGAAAGGGUGGCUUCGCCAAGUGCUAUGAGAUAGUGGACGUAGCCACGAACGAGGUGUUUGCCGGCAAGAUCGUCUCAAAGAAGCUGAUGAUGAAGCACAACCAGAAGGAGAAAAUGACGCAAGAAAUUACGAUCCAUCGUUCGCUGGGGCACAAAAACAUUGUCGCCUUUCACAGCUUCUUUGACGAUCCGCUCAAUAUUUACAUCGUCCUGGAGCUCUGCAAGAAGCGGUCAAUGAUGGAGCUGCACAAGCGCCGAAAGUCUAUCACCGACUACGAAUGCAAGUACUACAUGCAUCAGGUGAUGACCGGGGUGAAAUAUCUGCACGACAAGCACAUCAUCCACCGGGAUCUGAAACUGGGAAAUCUGUUUCUGAACGACGAGCUGCACGUCAAGAUCGGGGACUUUGGACUCGCCACCAAGAUCGAGUUCGAGGGCGAGCGGAAAAAGACGCUUUGCGGGACACCGAACUACAUUGCACCGGAAAUUCUGAACAAGAAGGGCCACAGUUACGAGGUGGACAUCUGGUCGAUCGGAUGCGUCAUGUACACGCUGCUCGUCGGUCAGCCACCGUUCGAGACAAAGAGCCUGAAGGAUACGUACAAUCGGAUUCGCAAAUGUGACUAUCGGUUGCCGCCGACGCUGCGCAACAAUGCGGCCGAAAUGAUCUGUGCUAUGCUGCAGUCGGAUCCGUUGAAGCGACCCAGCAUACACAAGCUGUUCGAGUUCGACUUUCUGGCGGGUGGUUACAUCCCGAAUUCGCUGCCAAUCUCUUGCCUCACGAUGGCACCCCGUGCGGAUCAGUUGGAGCAGGCGGAGCGUAUGAACAGGAAGCCACUGUCUGAAAUGAAUGGUGGUGGAGGAGAUGAUACCCGGUGCGAAUCAUCCUUCCUGAAGAAUAAUCUACAUGAUGCGAUCACUGCCAGUGGUAUGAUGUCGCGUCACAACGAUACGUACCGUGCGGACAUCGAAACAUUGCACAAGGAGCUAACGAAGCUUUUCCUGGCCAAACCACCCCGGCUGGCAAGUAAUCUGGAUGAUGAAAACACGGAUCCGGCCGUCCAGCCUUUGUUCUGGGUAUCGAAAUGGGUCGACUACAGUGACAAGUACGGUUUCGGCUACCAGCUCAGCGAUGAAGGCAUGGGUGUGAUGUUCAACGACACCACCAAAUUAAUUAUGCUUGCCAAUGGACUCAAUGUUCACUUUAUCGAUAAAGAGGGCCAAGAAUCCUACUGGGACGUGAACAAUUUCCCACCGCAUCUGGAGAAAAAGAUGAAGCUGCUUACCUACUUCAAGCGUUACAUGAUGGAGCACCUGGUGAAGGCCGGUGCAGGCGUAAUGAAUAUUGAAAGCGAUCAAUUAUCACGUAUACCGCAUAUGCACACCUGGUUCCGCACGAUGUGCGCGGUCGUCAUGCAUCUAACAAAUGGCACUGUGCAACUCAACUUCUCCGAUCAUCAAAAGAUUAUACUCUGUCCACGAAUGCGUGCCGUGACGUUGAUGGAUAACAACAAAAACUUCCGCACGUACCGCUUCCAGACGAUCAUAGAGCAUGGCUGCUCGAACGAUCUGUACACCAAGAUUCGGUACGCUCACGAAAAGAUAAAGAAACUGCUGGAAAAGCUGUCCUAA